AAAUCAGAGGGCAGCACACGGUGUGAUCGCGCGACCCUGCCCGUGAGCAAUCUCCCAACUCAUCUCUGCUUGUAGCGGUAGUUCUAUGCUCAAUUACGUAUUCAGUGGGAUUUAAAGAAGUAGUUUAAACGAAUUAACGGGUCGCGCGUGACUCACUCAUGGUUCUGUCAGUGCCUUUUAGUUUUGCCCUCCUCGGCUUCUCAAAUUCCUUUCACGUAGAGAGGCGAGGAAAAAAAGAAAAAGCCACCCGGCCAUUCGAUUGGGUCGCGCGCGGUUCCGUCGUGAAGACGCAGCGAAGACGUUGUUAAGGCGUCGUGUUGGUGGCACUGACGAUCGGUUGGAUUGACAGUACCUGACACGCGUUUUGCUACACGUCGUCUCACACGUCACGUCGCGUCUUCUCGAAUAUGGCCGAUUCCGCACCCAGCAAGACCGACAUCGAAGACAUAUUCAAGCGCUUGCGAGCAAUCCCCUCGAACAAGACAUGCUUCGACUGCGGCGCCAAAAACCCAGCAUGGUCGAGCGUGACUUACGGAGUUUUCCUAUGCAUCGAUUGUUCGGCGGUACAUCGAAGUCUAGGGGUUCAUCUUACGUUUGUGCGCUCCACGCAACUUGAUACUAACUGGACAUGGCUACAGCUAAGAAACAUGCAAGUUGGAGGAAAUUCCAGUGCCAGGAAAUUCUUCGCGCAACAUAAUUGUACGACAACAGAUGCACAGCAGAAGUACACUUCGCGUGCUGCCUUGCAAUACAAAGAGAAACUCGCGCGACUGUCUGCCGAAGCGAUGAGAAGAUAUGGAACAAAGGGUUUUCUCCCCGUGCAACCAAUCAAGGGUUCGCUACAUUUAGAUCAAGAAGUAGAGCACGAAACAGAAGAAACGAAGGAGGUGGACUUUUUCACAGAGCACGAAAAUGCAAUCUACCAGACUCCUAAAAUGUCCGAUCUUUCGGAGGGAACAAAUGCUCUGACAUUAAACUCGUCCUUAAAUGUGGGAAAGUUUGGCAAGAGCAACGCGUCAGACCUUUCUAACGUUUCCACUCAGUGUCUUAAACCAUUAGCAUCGACUGGCCUGUCCAAUUCUACAGCUUCGCUUGCUUCAGAACGGAAGUCUACGAUUGGGAUCGGCAAGAUCCAGUCCAGGAGAACAGGACUAGGUGCGAAGAAAGCAGGAGGUCUGGGAGCACAGAGGGUGAAGACAAACUUCGACGAGCUAGAGAAAAGCAUCACAUUGGACAGCGCGAAGGAGCCGGCGCUUCCAGAAUCGACAGAGAAGGCGAAGGAAGAACAGGAAGAAAUCGAGACGCGUCUCGCGUAUCGUUACGAGCAGAAUCUGUCGAUGCAGGCUAAAAAAGUGGAGGAGACAGCGCGUCGUCUGGGUCCAGCGAAAGCGGGUCAGGCGGAGCGACUCGGUAUGGGGCUCAAUACUCGUAGCGGCGCAAGUCAUUCCGCUCUGGGGGACAUGAGCACGAUCACCCAGGAAGGGGGGUCCAAUCUGAAAGUCGCAUCGUCCCCGGAAUCGAGGCCCAGGGACGCCGACAUCGACGCGGUCCGCUUCAUCUUCACCCUGGAUGACAUGCGAACCCACUUGCGUUGGAACGAGACGUGGAACAACAAGCCCAGCAACAAAUCCCGCGGCGCCGACGACGACGACGAUGACGACGAGGACAUGGUCGUGAUCACCGAGCCCGAAGUCGCCGCCGCGAAGCGCGAAACUACUCCCAAGCCCGACAACGAUGCUGCUUUCGAGCGCGACGAGGCUAGGAAGAAAUUCGGCGGUGCCAAGGCCAUCAGCUCCGAUCAGUUCUUCCGGGACACCAUGGGCGACGAUUCGGUAAAUUGCUUGAUCGAGCGCAAGAGCAACCUGCGUCGCUUCGAAGGGUCCUCCAGUAUCUCCUCGUCCGACUAUUUCGGCACCGGCAACUCGGGCCGGUCCUCCGGGUCGGCGUCCUUGGCCCCACGAGGCGGAGGGGUCGACUUGGAGGACGUGCGCGAAAGUGUGCGACAGGGCGUCAACAAGGUGGCCGGAAGGCUCAGCUCCCUCGCCAGCGCUGCGGUUUCCUCUAUACAAGACCGGUACGGCUACUGAAAGGGGAACCCUUCCUCGUUCGAGUAAUUAAGGUUGCAUAUGUAUUCUCAGGAGACUUUCCAUACUGUUAAACGGGAUUGUAAAUAAAGAGCGUUUACUCGAAA
Molecule: messenger RNA, 2191 nt
Organism: Orussus abietinus
Lineage: Eukaryota; Metazoa; Arthropoda; Insecta; Hymenoptera; Orussidae
Gene: ArfGAP3
Product: ADP-ribosylation factor GTPase-activating protein 2
Exons: 8
Coding region: 408-2087 (559 amino acids)
Biological process (GO): COPI coating of Golgi vesicle
Molecular function (GO): GTPase activator activity
Source: RefSeq, a predicted model, not a curated record